UCUCAGUGACCGCAUUUCUGCGGACCAUCGUCUCCGGUCGGCGACACCACUCCGGUCUCCGCCUCUAGCCGUCUCCAGACUCCAGGUUGGUUCCUACUUGCCUCCAGACUCCAAUUAAGUUAAAGGAUUGGAUUCAUUGCGAUCAAUGUUUCUAAGUCGUUCUAAUACUACGGUAUGGAAUCCGUAUUGCUGUCUCAAGCUCGUCUGCUUCAAUCUUUCAACUCCAGCCGGUGGAUUCAAUCUGGAAGACAAUUACACCUGGUAUUUAUCAAAAGGGGAGUUCUGGGUUCAGAUGUAUCUCUAGCAAACCGUCUCCUGCAGAUGUAUACUAGGUGUGAUCAUUUGGGUGAUGCACGGAAACUGUUCGACGAAAUGUCUCAUACAAAUUGCUUUAGUUGGAACACUAUGAUUGAAGGCUAUAUGAUAGCUGGGCAAAAGAAAGAAUCACUGCAAUUGUUCAGUUCGAUGCCUUACAAAAAUGAUUUUUCAUGGAACUUGAUGGUAUCAGGUCUUGCAAAAGUUGGUGAAUUGGAUAUUGCUAGACAACUGUUUAAUGAAAUGCCGAUGAAGAAUGGAAUUGCUUGUAACUCAAUGAUUCAUGGGUAUGCACGCCAUGGUAAGCCAAAAGAAGCUUUAAUGCUUUUCAGGGAAUUAAAUUUCAACAAUUAUGGUGAAUCGGGCAUUGAUUCAUUUGUAAUUACAACCGUCAUUAGUGUUUGUGCUGAUUUGAGAGCCAUUGAUUGUGGGAAGCAAAUUCAUGCUCACAUCGUUGUACAUGAAGUUGAAAUUGACUCAACCUUGGCAAGUUCGCUUGUUAACUUUUACGCAAAGUGUCGUGAUAUUGAUUAUGCGAAUUCCAUUUCUUGUAUUUUACCAAAUCCUGAUAACUUCUCUUUGUCAGCGCUAAUAUUAGGUUAUGCUAAUUGUGGUAGAAUGGACGAGGCUACGAAAAUAUUCAAUUCUAAACGUGACCCGUGCAUUGUUCUAUGGAACUCAAUGAUUUCUGGAUUCGUCACAAACAAUGAAGCCAAAGAAGCUAUUGUUUUCUUCAUUAAAAUGCUGAAAAGUGGAGUUCAGCCUGAUUUUUCUACUUUUGUCAAUUCUUUGAGUGCCUGCAGUCAUUUUGAUAUUAAAAAUGUUGAGCAGUUGCAUUCUUGUGCUUUGAAGGUUGGAUUUAUUCACGAUCUUAUAGUGGCUAGCUCGUUUAUUGAUGUAUAUGCCAAAUGCAGAAACCCAAACGCUAGCUGCAGUUUAUUUAUGGAGCUCAAGAUCCAAGACACUGUCUUGCUCAAUACAAUGAUUAGUAUUUAUUGUAACUGUGGAAGAAUUGAAGAUGCUAGAGAAAUAUUUGGGAGAAUUCCAGUUAAAUCUUUGAUCUCGUGGAACUCAAUGGUCGUGGGUCUAAGUCGAAAUGGUUAUCCAAUGGAAGCUCUCGACCAUUUCAGUACGAUGAACAAGAUGGGUCUGCAAAUGGACAGAUUCAGUCUAGCCAGUGUGAUUAGUGCAUGUGCAAGCGCAUCUUCAGUUGAGUUAGGCGAACUUGUUUUCGCCAGAGCUAUUACCAUCGGUCUCGAACACGACGCGAUCGUAUCUACUUCCAUUAUUGAUUUCUACUGCAAGUGCGGUUUCGUAGAAAAUGGAAGAAAGAUGUUUGAUGGAUUAAAAAACCACGACGAAAUCUCGUUCAAUUCUAUGUUGAUGGGUUACGCUACAAACGGAUAUGGAAUGGAAGCGUUGUCUCUUUUCGAGGAAAUGAGGGAGACUGGUUUUGUCCCCACUGGGAUCACGUUUACAGGGGUAAUAUCAGCGUGUAGCCAUUGUGGACUGGUUGAAGAAGGGGAGAAGUGGUUUGAUUCAAUGAGAAAUGUUUACCAAAUUGAACCUGGGAUUGAGCAUUAUUCUUGUAUGGUGGAUAUGUUUGCUCGGGCAGGAUUUUUAGUUGAAGCUAUGAGGUUUAUAACCGAAAUGCCAUUUGAAGCCGAUGCAACCAUGUGGCUUUCGGUCUUGAGAGGCUGUGUGGCGCAUGGCAAUAAAGCUAUGGCUGAUGUGGUGGUGGAAAGGAUUUUGGAGAUUGAUGGUGAAAAUUCAAGUGCUUAUGUGCAGCUUGCAAGUAUAUAUGCAUCUUGUGGGGAUUGGGAAAGAUCUGAACAAGUAAGACAUGUUAUGAAGGAUAUGAAGAUACUGAAGAAUCCUGGUUCGAGUUGGGGUUAACCUAAACUUCUAACAACAACUCAGAUGACAUGAGACUUGCAAAUGGACAAUAUGAAGUUGUUGCUGAAUCUUGGUUGAGUAGGCAUCUCAAAAUUUCAUGUUUUGGGUGACCCUAAACCUGAACUGAAUCUGUCCCGAAAAAUUGGGUAUCCGGGUAUUAGGUGACCCAAACCUGAACUGAACCUGUCCCAAAAAAUUGUGUAUCUAGGUGACUGAAAGUAUUGGUUCCUAUCCACGAGUAACCGACC
Impatiens glandulifera is the source of this 2459-nucleotide messenger RNA. RefSeq names its product putative pentatricopeptide repeat-containing protein At1g77010, mitochondrial. Gene Ontology annotation, biological process: RNA modification. Bases 175 to 2211 code for a protein of 678 amino acids. NCBI's taxonomy places the organism in Eukaryota, Viridiplantae, Streptophyta, Magnoliopsida, Ericales, Balsaminaceae. The record is from RefSeq and is a predicted model, not a curated record. The transcript has a single exon. Gene Ontology annotation, molecular function: RNA binding; protein binding.